This is a messenger RNA of Brassica napus (rape), 1149 nucleotides long. RefSeq lists its product as uncharacterized. The transcript has a single exon. Lineage: Eukaryota; Viridiplantae; Streptophyta; Magnoliopsida; Brassicales; Brassicaceae. The coding region runs from base 1 to 1149 and encodes 382 amino acids. The record is from RefSeq and is a predicted model, not a curated record.
AUGAGAUAUCUUAGCGAGAGAGAAAUCUUGGCCCAAACAAGGGAAACUUUUUUUGUGUGUGUGAAAGUUGUAGCCUUUGAUCCAAACAAGCCUCAGAUUCAAGACUACGUUCGCAUUCUGGUUCGGUUUGAUGUGUCUAGACCUCUGUGGAAGUCGAAAGUUGUGAACUUACCGGAGGGGGGUUCCACGGUUGUCCAUUUCAACUAUGAGAGAGUUAAGAAGAGGUGCUAUGAAUGUCAACGAUUGAAUCAUGAGAAGGAUGUCUGUCCGUUGAUAGUUAGGAAACGAAGAGAUGAUGCAACGCAGAGAAGAGAGCGAGUCAUGAUGGAUGUCAAUCAAAACAAGCCUAUCCUUACACCUGGUGACCCGCUUUUUGGAGUUCUUUCUGAAGAGCAAGUGGGUUUUUGUAAGACAACGGGAAGAAGGAAAAUUUCACCAGAGGUGCUGGAUGAGAUGAGAAGGUACUUGCUGUUGGCAACAGAGGAAGAUAAAGUUAUCCGCUUUGAUCGUGUUAAAUCUUCUGUUGCUGAAGCUGAGAAAGAUCCUCUCCUUCAGAAGACGAUGUUGCGUCUAGAGGCUCCUACUAUUUUCACUGAUCAGGUGGAUAAAGGAAAAGGCAUUGUAUUUGAUUUUGACCUCAACUCUGUAGCAGAGUUGGAACAGCAAGGUCAAGGAGGGGAGUUGAAACUGAUGGCUUCUGCGUUUAAGGCUGGUAAUGCGGGGAAGGGACUGCAGGUGGCAUCUUUUAAGCAGUCUAAGAAGCGGGAUGACCUUAUGAGAGAUGUUUGUUCUCCAUCAACUGAUUACCUUCAGGCUUCUUCCUCUAAGGACUUCAUUGGUUUAAAGGAUUCUUCUUUUUCUUUGGAUGUUAACUCAACGGAAUAUGGUCCUGGAUACCCUGUAUCUAAACCAUCCGGGGUUGCACAGAGAAAUUCUAAUCAAAGAAGAAGAAGACCUUAUAUUAAGAAAAGGAAGGAGCAGAAGGGUGGAUCAACGGGUAUCCUCCAUGAGUUAUAUGGAGAUAAGGAAGGAGAUGAAAGAACAGGGUCUAAGAGAUCAGCUUCUGGAGCAGGCUUCGAAGAUCACAGAGUUGUGUGGUGCAAAGAACCAAGGGUGAUCCCGAAUGAGGGAUCGCCGAAGUCUCAAUGA